Molecule: messenger RNA, 2041 nt
Organism: Oryza brachyantha (malo sina)
Lineage: Eukaryota; Viridiplantae; Streptophyta; Magnoliopsida; Poales; Poaceae
Product: renalase
Exons: 9
Coding region: 424-1881 (485 amino acids)
Source: RefSeq, a predicted model, not a curated record
GGCUGGACAGUAGCGUCGGCUCGUCCUCCCAUCAGGCAGCCACGCCCGACGCCGCCUUCCCCCAGUUCCCCGCCGAUCUGCACGGUCGCCGCUGCCUUCUCCCUACGCCGGACCCGUGGCCGCCGCCCCCUCCUCCGUCAGCGCCCCCCCCCGGCCGCCGCCGCCUCCCCCUGCAGCCGCGGCCAGGCUGCGUCCUCAGGCCCGGCGGCAGGUCGACGCGGCCACCCCCCUGCAGCCGCGCUAUCCCCGGCCGCCGUGGCCAGCUCGCCGCCUCGGGGCGGCGCCGGCAAUUCUCCUCCCCCUGGGCCCCGUCAGCGGCAGUACCCGGCCGUCGUGCUGCCAGCUCUCCUCCCCCGAUAACGGUCGGGUUACCCGCUCCAGCCUACCCACCCCCGUCGAGCAUUUCGUCGAACACUUGCCGUGAUGCCACCGCCUCUCCUCCUCCCAGCGCCACGCUGCCCUAGCCCUGCCGCUGCGCUGGCGGCGUCCCGUUUCUCCACGGCCGCAUCCUCCGGAGGAGGUGGCGGCAGCGGGCGCCCGACGAGGCCGCCCCCGCCGCAGCGGCAGCGCGGCAAGCCCGGGUUCUCGCGGCAGUCGGCCAUCAAGAAGAGCUUCCAGCAAGAGCAGGUGGUGUUCUCCACGUCGGUUCCCCCUGACCCCACCGUCGCCGUCAUCGGCGGCGGGGCCUCCGGCCUCGCCUGCGCCUCCUCCCUCGCCGCCCGUGGUGUCCGCACCGUCGUCUUCGACACGGGGAUGCACGGGCUAGGAGGGAGGAUGGCGACGAGAGCGGUCGCCGCCGGCGACGCGCAGCAGCAGCAGGAACUGGUGUUCGACCACGCGGCGCAGUUCUUCACCGUGAGCGACGAGAGGUUCCAGAGGCUGGUCGACGAGUGGAUUGGCAAGGGCUUGGUCCGUGAGUGGAGAGGCUUGAUCGGUGAGCUCGACGCCGGUGGCCAUUUUAGGCCUAUACCUUCCUCGACACCACGGUACAUCGGCGUGAACGGGAUGCGGCCGCUUGCAGAUGCGAUUCUGCCUAAGAGUGACCUGGUUGAGGUCGUGCGGCGUUGUUGGAUAAGCAAGCUUGAGCCGUUCAAUGGCAUGUGGCGCUUGUUUGAGAAUGAAAAGCCUCAUGGUCAAUAUGAUGCAAUUGUGAUAGCACAUAAUGGGAAAUGUGCCAAUCGUCUGCUCUCUACAUCAGGUCUACCACUACUGACAAGACAAAUGAAGAGAUUACAGUUGAGUUCUGUCUGGGCACUCCUUGCGGCAUUUGAAGAUCCUCUCCCGAUUCCACAAAGUGAUCCCUAUGGAACAUUCGAAGGAUCAUUUGUGAAAGAUGUCGAUUCUCUCUCUUGGAUGGCUAACAACAGUCAGAAACUUUUCCCUUUGCAAACCGGCAGACCUGAGUGCUGGACAUUUUUCAGCACUGCUGCUUAUGGAAAAAGGAACAAAGUUCCACAGGAAAACAUUCCAAAGGUCACGUCAGAAAAGGUUAAGGAAGACAUGCUUCAAGGUGUAGAACUUGCUUUAGGACUAUCAAGAGGAUCUCUUCAGCAACCAUUUUACACAAGAGUACAAUUGUGGGGUGCAGCUUUACCAAUGAACACUCCAGGAGUCCCAUGCAUAUUUGAUCCCCAAGGGCGAGCAGGCAUCUGCGGUGACUGGCUUACAGGUUCAAGUAUAGAAGCUGCAGCGCUGAGCGGAAUGUCUCUUGCAAACCAUAUCGCCGAUUACUUUGCAAGCAGCGGUGAACGACCUGAGGAGUUUGCAAUGGGUUUGCAUGAGAACUUGAACCAGGUUGAAGGUCAUGAUAUUGGUCAGUUCCCAGGUUUAGAGACUCAGAAACUGCAGGUAGCGGAAGCUCAGCUACAACCGAGUACAUGAACUUUUUGAUUUGAUGAUUGUGUACCGAUCAUUUCUGUAGCAUGUAAAAUUGUGAGCUGAUUCUUUUGUGGCACAGAACGCGUAUGUUGUAACCGGCACAAAUGUACAUCCACCAUGUAUCUGCUAGAAUUUUUUUAAAGCUCUUAGAAUUUUUCAUCUA